AUGGAGACCAUUUGCGAGGUCAACAAAGCACGUCGCAUCAAGAAAGACAUUGGAUGUCUCAAGCACAAGUUCUCCCCGCCUACCGGCAUCAAGAACUGUCGCAUCAAGUCCAGAACGAUAUACUCCAAGGUUGGCUUUAUUUCUGAGAGUGAACUUCAGCACUACACAGAGUGCACAGGCAAGGCCCUGAAGCUGACUCCUGUGCAGUUGCCUCUUGAAGACCGACCAGAGACUUUGACUGGAUAUGUGAUCAGCUUGAAGGAUCUUCCUCCAGAGCUAAAAGAUACCAUCAGGAAGAUCAAAACUGCCUAUGAGGUGAACGUGACACAAGAGGAGCGCAGGUUGGACCCUGAGAAUCAGAUCAAAGAAGACCAGGGCUCCAUCUUGUUUGACUUCUUCGCGGACCUUCAAACGAGAAGCGCUGCGGACAUGGCAAAGACAAUCAACAGGAGCAAGGUUCCAACUUUGACCGGGCUGAAGGAAAAGGCUGAGAAGAUCCGGGCAGUUGCCAGGCUGUGUUAA
This is a messenger RNA of Durusdinium trenchii, 522 nucleotides long. The record is from the annotation of a GenBank genome assembly. Lineage: Eukaryota; Dinophyceae; Suessiales; Symbiodiniaceae.